This is a messenger RNA of Histoplasma capsulatum G186AR, 993 nucleotides long. RefSeq names its product aquaporin. The transcript is spliced from 4 exons. NCBI's taxonomy places the organism in Eukaryota, Fungi, Ascomycota, Eurotiomycetes, Onygenales, Ajellomycetaceae. Gene Ontology annotation, biological process: glycerol transmembrane transport; water transport. The record is from RefSeq and is a predicted model, not a curated record. The coding region runs from base 1 to 993 and encodes 330 amino acids. Gene Ontology annotation, molecular function: glycerol channel activity; water channel activity. Gene Ontology annotation, cellular component: plasma membrane.
AUGGAGGCGGAACAGCCUCUCUGGUAUCGGAUUCGAUAUAAGCUACGAGAACCGUUCGCUGAAUUCGUUGGUGUCUUUAUUCUGGUUCUUUUCGGAGAUGGCUCUAUAGCUCAGGUCAUUCUAAGUAAUAGAAAGAACGGAGAUUACCAGUCGAUCAAUUGGGGUUGGGGGCUUGGUCUGAUGCUCGGGGCCUACUGCUCAGGUAUAUCAGGGGCCCACCUAAACCCAGCCGUUACUCUCGCAAACUGCAUAUUUCGCAAAUUCCCAUGGAGGAAAUUCCCCGUGUAUGUGAUCGCUCAGAUGUUGGGUGGAUUCCUUGCCGCUGGGAUCGUCUAUGGGAACUAUAGAUCCGCUAUUGAUGUUUUUGAAGGAGGCGUUGGUAUCCGUACUGUGGGCCUCGAAACUUCCACCGCGGGCAUCUUCUGUACAUAUCCGGUCAGUUUCCUGACCAAAACAGGCCAGUUUUUUUCUGAACUUAUCGCCAGUGCGAUCCUUAUGUUCUGUAUCUUUGCUUUGCUCGACAACAAUAACAAUGGCGCUGGCAAUCUCACCCCAUUGGGUUUGUUCUUCGUGAUCUUUGGCAUAGGUGCCUGCUUUGGUUGGGAGACGGGAUAUGCGAUCAAUCUUGCGCGAGACUUUUCACCACGGUUGCUGUCAUAUAUAGUAGGAUAUGGCCCUGAGGUUCCAAUUGUUGCACCAUUCGUUGGAUGCACGCUAGGCGCGUUCCUCUAUGACGUUCUACUGUAUACAGGGGAAAGUCCCAUCAACACCCCCUGGAUGGGGUCCGAUCGUCUGCUGCGACCAACACCCGAGUAUCACCCUGUCGCCGCUUUUUUGCACCCUCCUUCACUUGAACUUCAAGGGGUACAUGGGAAUUGUCCCCGCAUGGAUCCAGGCAGUCGUGUGCAAUGUUCCAGGAUUCUACAGGAUACCUAUAUGAACAUCACACCAGCGAUCACACUCGCGGGUGCUGUUGUGGACUCAUUGACCUAG